Diachasma alloeum is the source of this 2862-nucleotide messenger RNA. Its product is annotated as nucleoporin Nup35. Bases 168 to 1109 code for a protein of 313 amino acids. Gene Ontology annotation, cellular component: nuclear pore nuclear basket; nuclear pore central transport channel; nuclear membrane. The record is from RefSeq and is a predicted model, not a curated record. Lineage: Eukaryota; Metazoa; Arthropoda; Insecta; Hymenoptera; Braconidae. Gene Ontology annotation, molecular function: structural constituent of nuclear pore; single-stranded DNA binding; phospholipid binding. Gene Ontology annotation, biological process: NLS-bearing protein import into nucleus; regulation of DNA-templated transcription; nuclear pore organization. The transcript is spliced from 3 exons.
GCGAGCCAGCGCCACGUAUUGACGGUUCGGCUCCCCAAGUAUCUGGCAACCCUGGUCACUUUCAAAACUUUCAAAAGUAGAUUUUUCUCGAUUGCCUCAAAGAAAAUUUGUGAUAAACUUUCAUUAUUACUAUUCCCAUCACCAAUUAGUUCAGCAAAUUGACCAAGAUGGAACCGAUGACAUUGGGAUCACCCGUGGGCAGUCCAGGGCAGACUCCAGGAAGUCCUGUAAACAAUUCAGCAUAUCUCCCGAGUUUUUUACUGGGGGAGACGGCCCAUACGCCUGGAAGGAUGGCCAUGUCCAGUGUUUCUGACAAUACAUCUCGUUUCUCAACCAUCAACAGUCCUCCAAGCCUCCCGUCACCAAUUUCAAGCUAUGGAAGCCCGGAUUACCGUCACAAUCGUCAAAAGGCCAUGUUUGCGAAUGCAACAUCUCCAGGAACCCCCAGGAUUGGUGCUGAGUGUCAUGCAGGGGGUCCUCCCACGAGAGAUCUCUUCGACACUUUUGAAACAGCUCCGCCAGGGGAAUCAUUUUCUGGAGGAAAUAGAAGAAGUUUUCCAAGGAAUUUACUUAAUAGUAAUGAUCCUUUGUUUUUGGACAGUCCUAACAUUGGCACUGGGGAGAGCCAGGGCCUACUCAAAUGGAUCACAAUAUUUGGAUUUCCUCCGAGUGCUAUAAAUAUAGUCCUCUCGCACAUUUCAAACAGAGUCAGGAUUGUCGAUAAGCAUCCUCCCCCUCAGCCACAAAGUAACUGGAUUCAUUUGAAAUGUGCGACUGAACAAGAAGCACAGAGAGCAUUAGCCUGUAAUGGGAACAUUGUCUCUGGCUUUAUCAUGAUUGGAGUGACUCCUUGUAUCGAUGAGGGGGUCGUCAUGAGUCCUGACAAAGAAAACAGAAAGGCCAAUGGCAGCAUGAGAAUCUUCUCAUCAUCUAACAAAAUGACCAUACCUGACUCUGCCAACAUUUUGCCUAGUCCCAACAGUUCCAUUAACAAAAGAGUCAUAUUUAAUACUCAGUACAGCCCUUCAAAUAUUAGACAACCUGACAACGUCCCUCAGAGAUCCACUGGAAUCGUUUCUAAGGCCAUGGAAUAUGUCUUCGGGUGGUAAUUUAUGUUCCAAAGAGAAGAUCAACAAUUUUUGUAUACAUCAUUCACUAUUGAUUGCAAAGGCUUGUUCAUUAAUUUUUAUUUGUAUUUUCUUUUUUUUUUUUUGUUCCUCUUUUGACUGAAUUACCUCAAAUUUGCAGUAAUGAAUUAUUAAUUUUCAAGGACGAGUGGACAAGUUUUGAGAAUGUUUUAUUGAGCAAUUAAUGCAUUAUUUUGGGUAUUUCUUAAGUGAAAAGAGAAUUAAUUAAAUGUCAUUGGUUUAUUUAUUUAAAUUUUGGAAAUCGAUUUCCCUUUGAAUGAGGGUGAAUUAUAUUGAAAAACAAUUGAGAAAAACUUAAGUCAGGGUUGAUUAUGGAGUCAAUCAUUGGAAUUAUUCAAUUUGUCAUUAGAGUUUAAAAUUUUAAUAAAAUUUUAAUACUUCGGUAUAAUCAUUAAUAUAAUACAUUUUGCACGUGAAAAAAGGAAAUUUAUCACUAAUUAUUAAUAAUCAUCAUUUUUAUUCGUUUCCUAAUUGUUCUACUUAUGCUUAGAUAAUCGUUACAGUCUUCUGGGACCAAUAUAUGAAUAAAUAAUAAUAACUCUGAAUUCUCGUUAAAAAUUUUUUUUUUCUUUUUUUUCUCAAUUCAAGGGUUGAUUUUUACUACUUAGGAUUCUCGAUAGUUGCACUCCCCAAAUCGGUCAUUUUUGGAUAUUUGACUUUUUUCUUGUCGAGUUCAUCCUGCGCCCACAGUAUCAUCUUCAAGAGAUUGUUUAGUCUUGGGCUUGUCGAUUCUCUGUGCUCCAUUUUCAAAAUUGCAGUAUUUAAUUCGCUUGCAAUCUACAAGCCGGAAAAAUAAUUUGUUAAAUUUGAGAUACAUAAUUAAUUGAAAAAAUUUAAUAUAAUACUUGAAUGAAUGAUAUUUAAAAUGAUUAUUCAACAUAUCAACUUCAUUAAUAAUUAGAUUUACAAAAGAAGAAGGAAUUUUCUUCAAUUCAGUACUCGAAUGAAAUUGUACCUUUUGUCUGUGCGAUGGAUGAAGCAAAUCACUGAAAGGGCUUUUCAUAGGCUCCUCAAACGCCAACAAAGCCAGAGUUCUCUCCAAUUCACUCAAAAUAUUAUCGUCAGACUCACCAGCCUCACUAAGUUGAUCUUGGGCAAACUGCAAUGCUUCUUCUAUUCGCCCAGUACGAAUGAGUUCAAUGAGGUGUAGCUGUUGCAAGUGAAAAUACAAGUAUCUGUCAUUAUCAAGUAACUCGGGAUGGAGUUGAUUGACAAGGUCCGUGGCCUCCUGGAUUCUGCCAUUUUGAACUGCAUCGCGAAUGCGAAUUCUAUCAUCCAUCGAGUUCAGUUCUACUGUUGGGCCCACACCAGAUUCUUGUUGGAAUUUUUCAGCUGCUUCUUUAAAACCCUCUGAAGGAUUUCAAAUUUACUUUUAAGCGACUGCAUCAAUUAUGGAAUCGAUGGGUGCAGGAAAUUGAUGACUCGCUUUUUGUGUGUUUAGGAAAUUUUGCACUAUUUCAAAAAUUACUGUAACUCUCUACCAAAAAAUCGAGGAUCUCAAAUUACUAAAAAUGGCAAUGAUGUGAAAUAUUUGAACGAAAAAAUGUCACUAAACAUAAGCAAUACUGUAUUCUUGAAAAUAAAAAUAAAUGAUUUUUAUGAAAUGUAAGGUAAAUGUAGCUAUGCCCGUCUUUGCCCCUACGCUCGUCCAAAUCCUGCCAGCUAUGACAUUUCAAUCAUUUUGAUAGUCCCAAGAGUCUAUUAAGAGUGAAGU